GAAUGUUUUAAACUUUUAUUCCACUUCUUAGUGCAUAGUUCAGAUGGCGAAACAUUCCAAAAUACUAGUUUCGUAACACGCUCAAGACUGAUCAGAAUUCCAACCCACACACACACACACACCCCGACGACGUACAGCCGCGCCACUGCUAGUAGUAGUUUCAGUCCUGAGGCUAGAGAUCAGCCUUAAGAAACUGUACCUCCUUAACGCUAGCCCCUCGUCGUCUAGCGCGUAGUCAAUUAGUGUUUUCUCUCGGUUCACCAUCACGGAGCGCAAUUAACGGUGCACGACUAUUGUUUCACCGUGCGUGAGGAUAAAAUUGUGUCAAAGUAAGCGUUGAACCUUAAUCGCAUCGCCGAACCGAACUCGAGCAUAGUAACGUAACGACGAUCAACGAGUCAUCGCCGUUGCCGAGACAACGACGAUAGAAUUUCGAGUGCAAUGUCCUCUUCCUGUCCGGUGCUCAAGCUGCUGCUCUUCAUCGGCUUACUGGUGCUGCAAGCAAUCGCUACUUGCAAAGCCACCCUCAUCGCAGAUAAUAAUGACCGGCAAGUGAAGGAGCAGGCUGGGCUCGGUUGGGCGGUAACGUACGACCCUGCCAAGCUAACGGUGCACAUGGGCACGGUACAGAACGUGACGAUUCACAUAGCGAACAUCAACGACGCGGACCUUAUCGAUGUGCAAUCGGUUCAGCUGCGGAGUGAGCGGGACCACGUGGCGACGGUUGAGAAUGGUACGAUCGUCCUGCUGAAACCCCCGGUGCCCACCGUUCCAUGGUUUAGUGGUUCACUGAACAUCGUGGGCAAUUUUCUGGGCCGAACGGACUUCUUCGUGGAGGUGGUACACAAAAAUGGUACCACGGAGCGCGUAUCUACCGACACGCUGCCAGUCACGGUGAUCCGUCAGGAGCGUGUGAUCGACCACGUGUUUACCGGAUCGGUCAUUCUGUUGAUCUCGAUCCUGUACAUCAAUUUCGGAGCAGCGCUAGAUCUGGGAGCACUGAAGCAGAUCCUUCGACGUCCCGUCGGUCCGGUGAUUGGUUUCCUAUGCCAGUUCGUGUUCAUGCCACUGUUCAGUUACGGUCUGGGCCAUUUACUGUUCCCCGAUAGCUACGAGCUACAGCUGGGACUCUUCUUUACUGGUGUGUCGCCUGCUGGAGGCGCAUCGAACAUCUGGACGGUGGCAUUAGGCGGUAAUCUGACGCUCUCGAUCGCUAUGACCACUAUCAGCACGCUCGCAGCAUUCGGCAUGAUGCCGCUGUGGAUAUUCACGCUCGGCCGUACGAUCUUCGAACGAGCGAAGCUUGGUAUACCGUAUAGCCGUAUCGCCUACACCGCCAUCGGUCUGGUGGUGCCCAUCAGUGCCGGGCUGGUGAUACAGCGCUGUUGUCCUCGCUUUGCGCGGCUGCUAGUACGCAUUCUGAAGCCAAUGGCUGCCCUGCUGAUUCUGUUCAUCGUCAUCUUUGCGAUCGUCACCAAUCUUUAUCUGUUCGAGUUGUUCUCCUGGCAAAUCAUCGUAGCAGGGCUGGGGUUACCCUGGGUGGGGUACUGUGUCGGAUUUCUGGCCAGCCAUCUGUUACGUCUCCCGCUAGCCGAUUCGCUAGCGAUCUCGAUCGAAACGGGCAUCCAGAACACGGGUAUUGCCAUCUUUCUGUUGCGCUUUGCGCUCGAGCAACCGGCUGCCGAUCUUACAACUGUCAUUCCUGUGUCUACUGCCAUUAUGACCCCGUUGCCGCUGCUUCUGCUGCUCAUUGGUUUGCGGAUACAUGAACGAAGCCCGUUUCAUUUCAUUGCAGAUCGAAGAGACGCGCUGAAGCUAGUCUAAUCCCGAAGAAUAACUCCGAACCGGUCACACCACCGAUUGCGGAGUAGGAAUCUUCUAAACACGUACCGGAGGAAAAGGACAAGCACACCAUACCUGCAUCAAAAACGUUACAUUCAUCAAAUAAACAUGGGUUGUUUCUUUACAUUAUGAGUUUAUUCCCACGAGAUAUACCCCAAGAACGCCCGCUUCCUAUCAAUCCCGCAUCUCACCCUCCUCGUCCUCAUCAUCGAUACCGCGUAUGUAGAGCACGUU
Messenger RNA from Anopheles darlingi, 2076 nucleotides. RefSeq names its product P3 protein-like. Lineage: Eukaryota; Metazoa; Arthropoda; Insecta; Diptera; Culicidae. The record is from RefSeq and is a predicted model, not a curated record. The transcript is spliced from 3 exons. Gene Ontology annotation, cellular component: membrane. The coding region runs from base 442 to 1824 and encodes 460 amino acids.